AUGCAGUCUGGAUUGUAUUUGACAUUAUUGAUGUGUCUGAUCACCAUCAGCAAAGCAGAUAUGUUUCCACAACCCGCCUCCCCGGACGUCCUGGUGCUCUAUGUAUCCGUUUCCUCCUCAUCCUCCACCUCCUCCUCCUCCUCCGCCUCCUCCCCACCCUCCUCCCCCUCCGCCCCAUCCUCCUCCACCCCAUCCUCCUCCUCCCCCUCCGCCCCAUCCUCCUCCGCCCCAUCCCCCUCCUCCCCACCCUCCUCCUCCUCCUCCCCAUCCUUCUCCUCCCCAUCCUCCUUCCCCCCCUCCCCCUCCGCCGCCCCCUCCUCCUCCCUGCUGACCUGGCCUUCCCGGUCUCCCAGAACCGCCGGAUCCUCCUGGUCGUCCUGGCAUUCCAGGACUGCCAUGUCCUCCACCUCCACCUCCACCUCCACCUCCACCUCCCUGGUGGCCAGGUCCUCCCGGUCUCCCAGGACCUACGGAUCCUCCUGGUCGUCCUGGCCUUCCAGGAUUGCCAUGUCCUCCACCUCCACCUCCACCGCCGCCUCCACCUCCCUGAUGGCCUGCCAUGUCCACCCCCUUCUCCUCCCUGGUGGCCUGGCCUUCCCGGUCUCCCAGGUCUGCCGGAUGCUCCUGGUUCUUCUGGCCUUCUAG
Messenger RNA from Amyelois transitella, 645 nucleotides. RefSeq lists its product as uncharacterized. The coding region runs from base 1 to 645 and encodes 214 amino acids. The record is from RefSeq and is a predicted model, not a curated record. Lineage: Eukaryota; Metazoa; Arthropoda; Insecta; Lepidoptera; Pyralidae. The transcript is spliced from 4 exons.